Messenger RNA from Manihot esculenta (cassava), 1662 nucleotides. RefSeq lists its product as uncharacterized. NCBI's taxonomy places the organism in Eukaryota, Viridiplantae, Streptophyta, Magnoliopsida, Malpighiales, Euphorbiaceae. The coding region runs from base 629 to 1516 and encodes 295 amino acids. The record is from RefSeq and is a predicted model, not a curated record. The transcript is spliced from 4 exons.
CUGUGAUAUUUUAACUGCCAGAUUUUAACAUUAUAUUAUUAAUUGUGUUAAUAUUUGUAUAAAUCGAUCCAGAAAUAAUUAAGUUCCAAGUCAAAAUUAACAAUUCCAUACAAGACUAAGAUUUAAAACUUCAAGCAAUCAGAACAACUGAAAAUAUCUUAACAACUAAAAUUACGAAGAUCAUUUCAUAGAGCAGUUGAAAAAAUUAGAGAUUUUCGCUUAUUAUUAUUAUUAUUAUUUCAAAUAUUAUAAUACAAUCCCCUUGUAAAACAAAAAUUAUUUUUCUAAGGUAAAAGUCAUUGGAACAGGGCUUAACAUUCAGAUAAGAUUUGGGAGUUGUAAAUUCUAAUAUUCAUUAAUUUUAGUAAAAAUAAAUUAAUUGAAAAAGCAGCAAAACAAAAACAAAAGCAAAAGCAAUUUUGGUAAAUGAACCUGGAUCAAGCUUAAGAGAAGGGAAUUCUCAUUUGUUUGGGCCUAGCCCGAAAACAUUUAUAACCGGGUUCAACCCGUCCAAUCCAAAUCGAAGUCAAUCGGAGGUCCGUAGACCGUCUUAGCUUUGGUGUGUAUCAGUUACAGUAGCGCAUGGAGCUUCCAUUUUCUAACAUCGAAGGUCAAGAAAAUAAUAAAAAUGAAGAGAAGGGAUUAUGGGUUUUUCGUUCUUCUGCUACUUCAUCUUUUUGUCUCUUUUUCCUCUGGAAUACAUGAUGGAGUGUGUAUUUCCAAAGGUGGUCGAUUUCCACCAUUUUCAUCUGAAGGAAAGCCUCCAAAAAAGCUAAGCAAGGGUUCCAAAGAUUUGGCCCUUUGCAGGGUGUUUCGCAGAAAGACUUGCUGUGAUGUCGCUCAGACAUUUCCUGCUUUGCUGUCCAUUAGGAGACUGGCUUCAACUGGGGAGGCAAGCCAAGAAUGUUUGCAAUUAUGGGAAUUACUGGAAUGUUCCAUCUGUGACCCCCGGACUGGUGUUCAGCCUGGACUUCCUCUUAUAUGUGCUUCUUUCUGUGACAGAGUCUAUCAAGCAUGUGCGAAUGCUUACUUCUCCAUGGACACAAAGACACAGGUUCUUGUACCAUGUGGAGUAAAUGACUUUGUUUGUGGUAAAGCUGCUGAAUGGGUCUCCAAUGGCUCUGAGCUCUGCCUCUCUGCUGGUUUCACAAUUAAACCAUCAGAAGAUGCAUACAAUGGUGCAGAAGAGGCAUCUUGCUAUGGUGGUAAAGCCAGUCUCGAUUCUAUUGCUGAGUCAUGGGGGGCUUCACGUUCUGAGUUACCUCCGAAAGCUGGGAACGUGGGUGUUUUAAAAGAUUUCCAGCAGCGGGUGCAGGAAAUGCCUUUUAGUGACAAAGUUUCUUGGGCAGUAGGAGGGAUGGUUCUUACUGCAGGGUUGUUGUUUUUGAGCAAAAGGAAAAGCUAUAGCCAGCGCCAGAGGCUAGCAGCUAUCCAACGAACAGCAAGGAAGCUGGAAGGCAAUAUGAAACAGAAGUAUCCUGAUAGGCUAGGGAACACAAAGGGAAAUCGAAAAUGAAUGCCUUGUUGAAUGUAAACUUGACAAUGUGUUAAAUUACUGGAAAAUCAUAAAACUACUGUCAUGAUAUGAAUCAGUACAUUAUUCUUCUCCUUUUCCAUGUUGGAAAAAAGCAUAUUAAAUUAUAGUCAGAGAAUUGGUAGGAA